AGCCCAUCUCAUUUCAAAUGUCAUAAAUAUUUAGGUCAUCUUUUUCUACUAGUUGCCCCUUUCUCUUCGUGCACAAACAGACGUAUAUCUAUACAUAUCAUUCGCUCCACAAAGCGAUAAACAAGGUAACAGAGCGAAAAACAAGACAAUGGCGACAAUCACAGACUUACCUUGUGAGCUUGUGUAUUAUAUCAUAUUUCUGCUGGUGCAGUCCUCAGGUGGAGCAGCAGAUUUCGCCAGAAUCAUCUCUGUUUGUAGAGAUUUUCAUUUGUAUGUAGAUGAUGUAUCCAUUUUAAGGGUUGCCAAUUUUAAUAUGAAGAUGGAAUCUGUGAACUUUUACAAUUUCCUAAAUGUCAAAGGCCUACUCGUUAAAUGUUCUGAAGCGGGUAAUGCAGCUGCUCAGCAUGUGCUAGGCAAGGUGAUAUUGCUGAGCUCUACUCAUUUGUUACUUAGUGAAGGGAAAAGAAAAGUUUCUGGUGUCAUUGAUCCUUGUGAUCGUUUAAAGCUUAACCGUUUGAUUCGAGACAUAAAUGUUCCCGCUCAGAACAGUAAAGUUAGUUCUUUUAUGUCCUAUUUUUCACCUCUACAAGUACGCACCAUUGACUCACCCACAAGAUUGGUUCACCACCAACUUGUGAAGCUGUUCCUGAUUAAUGGCAACCAUGACGACUUCAUUGAAAUGGGUAUAUUCUUAAGGCUUUGUAUACGGUACUUGAUGAGUGAUCCUAGAGAAAAUUCCGCCCUCAUCUUCUACAUCACGAAAGUGGUUAGCCGUGCUUGUUAUAAUGGAUAUCUGGCGAAGGUUAAUGAAUCAUUUAGUGACUGCUUGAGGUGGGUUAGAGAAUUCUUGGAAGUGCACUCUGAUAGACGUCUUUACAAGGUUUCUGGGAAGUAUAGCUGUCUUCGACAUCUAGUCAUGCGGAAAUGUCUUAUGGCUGGCCUGGAUUUACCAGAGGCAUUGAGUGAUGUAAAUUUUGUGGAUGCACUGAGACAAGAAGUGAGCGACCAACUUGGUCAAUCAUACAUUGGUUUAAGUAAUCUUCGAGCUGUGGCACUUGAUCGUUUUAAGGACCAGUUUGAAUAAGUUUAUACAUGCAAGAAUUGUAAACUUUUAAGGGGUGUUAAGACUCCAGAUUAUUAUUGAGAGACUGGUUUUAUGUUUUGCAUUGUAGUCAGACCAGACAUAUAAAAUAAACAUGUGCAAACUCUUUUGUGCU
This is a messenger RNA of Daucus carota subsp. sativus, 1217 nucleotides long. RefSeq lists its product as uncharacterized. The record is from RefSeq and is a predicted model, not a curated record. Lineage: Eukaryota; Viridiplantae; Streptophyta; Magnoliopsida; Apiales; Apiaceae. Bases 149 to 1084 code for a protein of 311 amino acids. The transcript is spliced from 4 exons.